AUAUAUAUAUAUAUAAAUAUAAAUAAUAGUCGAAAUAAACGAAAUUCAUUUGAAAUGCUGUUUUGAAGAAUGCGCCUAAAUGUCUUCCGGAAUUAAUUGUCGUGAAAUUUUCGUAUUUUUGGAAAUUUUGAUUUGGAAUCAAACAAAACAGAGAAAUCGACAAAACAAUGAGCAUAACAACAACAGCAGCAGCAGCAGCAAAAGCAACAACAACAACAACAGCAACAACAACAGCAGCAAACAACAUCAUAAAAAUCACAGCAAACGCAGCAGCAGCAGCAACAACAACAACAAAGUCGCAGUGAAAGUGCUUAAAAAUCAACAACAACAACAACAACAACAACAGCCGAAAACUUCAAAAGGCAGCAACAACAACAACAAAAGCUUAAAAUUGCACAGCCACCAAAAUUUGCAUGUGCUGCAAAAGGGCUAAAAAAGCGCCCAAAAACAAAAAAAAAAACUUAUUCAACAAACAAAAUUGCUUUAAAGCUUAAAGUUUAAAAAUAAAAUAAAAACCAAACAAUUUCUAUCUAAAAUAUA
Drosophila montana is the source of this 540-nucleotide messenger RNA. RefSeq lists its product as uncharacterized. Lineage: Eukaryota; Metazoa; Arthropoda; Insecta; Diptera; Drosophilidae. The coding region runs from base 80 to 433 and encodes 117 amino acids. The transcript has a single exon. The record is from RefSeq and is a predicted model, not a curated record.